AUGUCGGCUCCUCAUCGUGGCCUGCCUCCGCCGGCGGCCAUGACUCUUCCUCCCCAGCAGCCCCCAGUGGCUGGUGCUCCUCCAUCUACACAUCUUCCACCCCAUCCGCCUCCUCCGCCUCCGCCACAGCCAUCCUUGGGCCCUCCUGGUCACCAGCAGAGAGAUUCAUGGGGCCAACUACCUGCUCCACCUCAGCAAUGGCAAGGAGCAGAGGAAUCCAUGAGGCAUUGGCUACAGGCGAGGGCGGAAGAGGAUAAGAGAAAGCAGGAGGAAGAGCGGACGAGGCAGGAGAGCUUGCGUCUAGAGCAGCGUAAAGUUGAAAUGGAUAUGCUGCGGACGUCGCUUCAGGCAGGUAUACCUCCUCCCAUGGUUCCUUUGGUGUUUGCGGGCAUGGGUAGCGGAGGAGUCGCGCCACAAGCUGCCCUGGAAUGGGCUCAGCAGUUCAUGCCCCCUGGACAGGCUCCUCCCCGUGCCCAGAUUAUGCCUGCACAGUGGCCUGUGUCACCCGAACACCAGCGAGAACCUCAAACACUGUCGCAUACCCACGCACAGCACCCGGGCAUUCCAUCUGCGUCGACCCCAGCAGCCGGAUAUGUGUAUCCGGCAUCACCAUCAAGGCCUCGAGGCCAGACAGUGAGUGGUGCUAUAGGACGACCCAUGGGCAUAUCGACAUUACCGAGCAUCAACACCAACGUGCCACAGCCCGCACACGUUCCUCCCCCGAUGCACUCACAUCAGCAUCCGCAUAUGCAGCAACAACAGCAGCAAGAAGCCCAGUCGAGUCCUUCGAUAUACUUUCACCACUGGCAGCCACCGACAUCGCAAGCUAGCGGAAGCUCGAACCGACCCGGAAGUCCUUCUGGGGAAACUCCCAGAAAGCGCAAGGCAACAGGGCAUCAUGCGCCUUCCCCAACCCGCAGUGAGCAGCGAUAUCGAUCACCUCCGCCUCUCAGUCAAAGCAGCUCGUCGAGCGCAGCUUUUCGUGGAUCGCGACGUGGUCAUUCACGACAAAGAAGUGACAUGUCACCCUUUAGAGUGGUCGGGCCAGGACGGUCUCGCAGAGAGAGUUUUGGCGGACCUUUACGCCGAAUGUCGCCGAUACGCGCCUCCACGCCCAUGCCCUCGCAAGAAAGACCGGGUAGCGAGAACAAACAGUCGGUAUCAGCUAUAUUGUCAGAAGAGCCACCGCCUAGCACACGGUAUCCUGGGCCCCGUCGCCCGAGCGAAGAGCGAGAAAACCGCUACAAGCAGCCAUCACCUGGAGAUUCAAAGCCGCAUCGAAGCAUCGAGGAAACCUCAAAAUCGCGAGAAGAUUCAGGGGACAGACAAGGCGGUUGA
Messenger RNA from Fusarium mangiferae, 1338 nucleotides. RefSeq lists its product as uncharacterized. The transcript has 2 exons. The coding region runs from base 1 to 1338 and encodes 445 amino acids. Lineage: Eukaryota; Fungi; Ascomycota; Sordariomycetes; Hypocreales; Nectriaceae. The record is from RefSeq and is a predicted model, not a curated record.